Cololabis saira (Pacific saury) is the source of this 1187-nucleotide messenger RNA. It is a transcript of the gene ube2g2, whose product is annotated as ubiquitin-conjugating enzyme E2G 2 (UBC7 homolog, yeast). Lineage: Eukaryota; Metazoa; Chordata; Actinopteri; Beloniformes; Belonidae. The record is from RefSeq and is a predicted model, not a curated record. The transcript is spliced from 6 exons. Gene Ontology annotation, cellular component: cytosol; endoplasmic reticulum. The coding region runs from base 122 to 619 and encodes 165 amino acids.
ACGCAUGCGCAGUAAGGUCGGCGCUGAGACCGUUGCGUCUGUUAAACAUAAACUCGAAGCUGCUUUUUCGUUUUUUAUUUUAAUUUCUUUUAUUUUAGUUUUCCGUCCCUGAUAAAAGGUCAUGGCUGGAACAGCGCUGAAGAGGCUCAUGGCCGAAUACAAACAGCUGACUCUGAACCCACCUGAGGGCAUCGUUGCAGGUCCAGCCAACGAGGAGAACUUCUUUGAGUGGGAGGCGCUCAUCAUGGGUCCCGAGGACACGUGCUUCGAAGGAGGGGUGUUUCCUGCCGUGCUCAGCUUCCCCUCUGAUUACCCUCUCAGUCCUCCCAAGAUGAGGUUCACCUGUGACAUGUUUCACCCCAACAUCUAUCCCGAUGGCCGGGUGUGUAUCUCCAUCCUCCACGCUCCGGGUGACGACCCGAUGGGCUACGAGAGCAGCGCGGAGCGGUGGAGUCCAGUGCAGAGCGUGGAGAAGAUCCUGCUGUCUGUGGUCAGCAUGCUGGCAGAGCCCAACGACGAGAGCGGCGCCAACGUCGAUGCGUCUAAAAUGUGGCGCGAGGACCGAGAGCAGUUCUACAAACUCGCCCAGAAGAUCGUCCGCAAGUCGCUGGGCCUGUAGGGACGACGCGAUCGCAGAGCACCGCUGCUCUGCAUGUGUGUGCGCGUCCAUGCAUGGAUAGAGACUCGUCACCAUGGAAACCACGACACCCACAGGCAGAGCUGCGGACAGACGGACGGACAUGUCAGUUAACUGAUGGACAGACACCUCAAAGCUGGUGUGAGGUCAUCACGAUGAUACAUCAGACAACACCCCUUUGUCACCUGACCGCAUGUUUCCUGUCAGUGCCUCAUCUCCGUGCUUGCUGUUGCUAUGGAAACCUCUCCCACCCCACCCCUCUCUCUCUCGCUCUCUCUCUCUCUGUCGUUGGGUAACCAUGACGCUGGACUUGAUGCACUUUACUGUUUUCCCGACGAGAACUCGCGGUGAUGUUGGAGCUCGUUCGGAGCUCGUAGGUUGUUCGUUCUCGAGGGGCUGAAGAGUUUCUCCGUCUGAUUUGACUCGAUAAUUAAAAGCGCAGAAGGAUUACUGUCUGCUUCUUCACAUUUAUUGUUACAGCUGGAGAAAUGAACAAACUGAUUAAAACCUUGUUCACGCAAAUUCAUUAAAAACGAAUCUUCCGUUUCUG